This is a messenger RNA of Belonocnema kinseyi, 1961 nucleotides long. It is a transcript of the gene U2af50, whose product is annotated as splicing factor U2AF 50 kDa subunit. The transcript has 8 exons. Gene Ontology annotation, cellular component: commitment complex; U2-type prespliceosome; nuclear speck. Gene Ontology annotation, biological process: mRNA processing. Gene Ontology annotation, molecular function: poly-pyrimidine tract binding; pre-mRNA 3'-splice site binding. Lineage: Eukaryota; Metazoa; Arthropoda; Insecta; Hymenoptera; Cynipidae. The record is from RefSeq and is a predicted model, not a curated record. Bases 181 to 1488 code for a protein of 435 amino acids.
UGGUCACGUCCGGUCGUUUGUCGUCACGCCAUUUCGUUCAAAGAAUCUUUCGAAAUGAUGCUCGCGAGUGUUUGAUGCUAAAUUGAUCUUUUCAGCUCUUUUCUAGCAGCAAAAGUGUAGAAUAUCGGCAGUUUCGCAUUCUAAGUUUUCUGCGACAGGAAGACUCAGGACUUAGGUAAAAUGGGUGAAGACUACAAUGGAGAUCGCGAGAGAGGAGAUAACAAAGAAAGAGGAGAUCGCGAUAGGGAACGAGACAGGAGACACAGAUCUCGAAGCAGAGAACGCAGAAAACGUUCUCGCUCACGUUCCAAAGAGCGUAGGGAUAGAAAAAGAAGCACUUCACCCAAAAAGAAUCGCAGUUCCAGGAGAAGAAAACCGUCCCUUUAUUGGGAUGUACCACCUCCAGGGUUUGAACACAUCACCCCUUUACAGUACAAAGCUAUGCAGGCAGCUGGUCAAAUUCCUGCGAAUAUUGUAGCGGACACACCACAAGCGGCUGUACCAGUCGUUGGAAGCACAAUAACACGUCAAGCAAGGCGACUUUACGUUGGAAACAUUCCUUUUGGUGUCACGGAAGAAGAAAUGAUGGAAUUCUUCAAUCAACAGAUGCACCUUUCUGGAUUGGCGCAAGCUGCCGGAAACCCCGUUCUUGCCUGUCAGAUAAACCUUGACAAGAACUUUGCCUUCUUAGAAUUUCGUUCCAUAGACGAAACGACGCAAGCAAUGGCGUUCGAUGGAAUUAACUUCAAAGGCCAAAGCUUAAAAAUAAGAAGGCCCCACGAUUAUCAACCAAUGCCUGGAAUGACCGAUAACCCGAGUAUGAACGUUCCAGGUACGGUUCCCGAUUCGCCCCACAAAAUCUUCAUUGGUGGGUUGCCAAACUACUUGAAUGAAGAACAGGAUAUACAGGUGAAGGAGCUGCUGAUGAGUUUUGGUCAAUUGAGGGCGUUCAACUUAGUGAAGGACUCAGCGACGGGGCUUUCCAAGGGCUACGCGUUCUGCGAGUACGUUGAUGUCUCCAUGACUGACCAGGCAAUCGCUGGACUGAAUGGAAUGCAGCUGGGAGACAAGAAGCUGAUUGUGCAGAGGGCCAGCGUUGGAGCCAAGAAUCCGAUGAUUGGGGCCCAAGCACCGGUGCAAAUUCAAGUUCCUGGACUGACAAUGGCUGGUACGAGUGGCCCAGCUACAGAGGUGCUAUGUUUGCUAAACAUGGUGACACCGGAAGAAUUGAUGGAGGAGGAGGAAUACGAGGACAUCCUGGAAGACAUCAAAGAAGAAUGCAACAAAUACGGAGUCGUACGAUCGGUUGAAAUUCCGAGACCAAUUGAAGGUGUCGACGUUCCUGGAUGUGGAAAGGUCUUUGUGGAGUUCAACAGUGUAAUUGACUGCCAGAAAGCGCAGCAGACGUUAACGGGAAGGAAGUUCAAUAACCGAGUGGUUGUCACGUCAUACUUUGAUCCCGAUAAGUAUCAUCGUAGAGAGUUUUAGAUUUUAGAUCGUCCCUUUCUAAUAAACUAUAAUUAAUUCAUUAACUAAAUAUAGUGUACAUGAGUGGUGAAUUUUAUCUCUCUGUCCGGAGCAUUGAGACUCGUGAAAACAGUUUUUCUCACGAAGUCUUAACUAAUGAUGAAUUUUGCACGUCGUAUGAAUUCACACUUCAAGCGUCAAAUUCAAAAUCAGAAAAUAAAAAAUUGUGUACAAUAUCUGUUUUAGAUUGUUGGGAUAGACUGCAGGAAACACACUUGCUGCAACUAUUCUUUUUCGUUUCUAUCAAUUCUAAAACUGUUCAUUUUGAUUGUACAGGUGUUCAGUUAGUUUAGAUUUGAUAGGACAGUUUAAUGAAAUGAUGCGUCAUAUUUGUUUAUACGAAAAGAAUUGAGCGUAUUUUUGGCUUUGUACAAUUCAAAUACCUUAUAUAAUUUAUAAUGACGAUAGAAAUAAUAAUAAUGACAUUUCGUGUG